Messenger RNA from Vespula pensylvanica (western yellowjacket), 2362 nucleotides. It is a transcript of the gene Abi, whose product is annotated as abl interactor 2. Bases 241 to 1614 code for a protein of 457 amino acids. The record is from RefSeq and is a predicted model, not a curated record. Gene Ontology annotation, molecular function: SH3 domain binding. NCBI's taxonomy places the organism in Eukaryota, Metazoa, Arthropoda, Insecta, Hymenoptera, Vespidae. The transcript has 5 exons.
ACAACCAACUGUAGUGCACGUAAAGCUAGGAUAAGUAAAGUAUCGAUGCAGGUGCGACUAUUGAGAUAUAUCGUUAUAUAUCGCUAUCGAGCGCAUACCAUUCGAUUGUACUUGCCGUGAGAUAGUUCGCCCGUUCGUAAGCGUAAAGUAGACCGUUUAAUUCUUUUUAUCCGAAAAUUUGAAGAUCCUGGAUCUGGUUCGUAUUGCGUGUCUUCCGGAGUAGGCAGUGAUUCAGAAGUCAUGGCUGAACUAGCAGCUUUGCUGCAUCAGGAAAUUCCUGAAGGAAGGCACAAUCUUGCAGACAGUCACACGAAUCUUGAACGUGUUGCGGAUUAUUGCGAGGCAAAUUAUUUUCAAGCAGACAAUAAAAGGAUUGCAUUAGAAGAAACAAAGAAUUAUACGACUCAAUCAUUGGCUAGUGUAGCAUACCAAAUAAAUACUCUCGCUUAUAACUUUCUUCAAUUAUUAGAUCUACAAACAUCUCAGUUAGCCGAGAUGGAAAGUCAAAUGAAUCAUAUAGCUCAAACCGUUAUGAUACAUAAAGAAAAAGUUGCUAGGCGAGAGAUAGGUGUAUUAACGGCUAAUAAAAUGACAGCCCGUCAAUAUAAAAUUAUUGCACCUGCAAAUCCCGAAAAGCCUAUCAAAUAUGUAAGGAAAAGCAUAGAUUAUACGAUUUUGGAUGAUAUUGGCCAUGGUGUACGUAGUAGUGGUACACCAAGAAGCAAACAAAGAGGAGGUAGCCAAGGUAGCGUUCAGAGCUUGGGUGCAACGUCUACCGGCUCUGGUUUGGGUGCUGCUAUGGUAGGACCUGCACCUACUACCAAGCCACCGACUCCUCCUCAAACAGUAAGGACUGGAACACUGAGUAAGGGUUCACGAGAAUAUAGAACUCCACCUGCGGUUGCUCCACCUCAAGUUCCUAGUCAUUAUGCGCCAAAUUAUCCAUUGGGUCAUCCACGACGCGAGCGUGGCCCAGGAUAUAGUACGUUGCCAUUGCAUGCUCAUACAACUUCUCAUUCUGCUCACAAUACCAAUCAUUCUACUCACACAAACAAUAUGACGCAACAUACUUCCCCACCUCAAGUGGGUACAGUCCAUCCAUUGCAAAGUCAUCCGCAGACUCCACCACCAGCACCACCCAGUGUUACAGGAGCUGCGGGAUACAUACAAGAACAACAUAAUAACAUGCCUCCACCACCUUCUCCACUGGUCGGUAUCAGUGGAGAUAUGGCUGAUUAUAGCGGGCAUCAUACUUUACCACACAGAUUAGCUCAUCAAAUUAGUCGAAGUAGCGGUGCUAGUAGUCCACCACUGCCACCUCCUCCACCUCCUGAACAAGAGGAGCAUCCUCAAUUUGGUAGACCGACUCCUUCCAGUGGUGCUAUAAUGCCUAUCGUACCGGAUGAAGAAGAUCUGCCUGGCUGGGUUCCAAAAAAUUAUAUAGAGAAAGUCGUCGCCAUUUACGAUUACUAUGCCGAUAAAGAAGACGAAUUGAGUUUCCAAGAAAGCUCCGUUAUUUACGUCUUAAAAAAGAACGACGAUGGUUGGUGGGAAGGAGUAAUGGAUGGAAUAACCGGGUUAUUUCCUGGCAAUUACGUUGAACCUUGCGUUUAGGCAUGUAUUACAUAUUUAUAUUUCUUAAGCAUUUUAAGUAAAGAUCAGUAUCUACAGUUAAAAGACUGCUAUUUUAAGAUACAUAUAAAGGGGCUUUGUAAUUAUUUGUUAUCAUCGGUUAGCAAGAAGUUAUAGAAACGGACCGUUUAUAUGACGAUAAGCAAUCGAUAUCGAGCUUUAUAAAAUAUUUAACAUAAGAUGGUCCGUGAUUCGAGGGGUAGCGAAUAAAAUACUCUUUGGCUCUUCCAACGAUGUUACACAUAUUCAAUGUUCGUAGUCUUUUCAAAAAAAAAAAGAAAAAAAAAAAAAAAGGAAAAAAAAAUCAAACAAAAAUAAGCCAAACUUUACAAUGUCAUAAGAAAAAGUAUUUUUCUCUACUCCGUAAUAUACUUCUUCUCCUGCAAUUAUAAACUAGACGAUCGUCGUAAUAUCGUGUAAACCCAAUUAAACUGCGUAUCAUCCGCAAAAUAUAUUUAUGUAUCUUAGCUACAAUUAAAGUACUCGAAUAAUAAGCAAUCAAAAUACCAAACGUCCUAUCUAGUAAUAAAGUUUAAUGUAUUAUCGUGUACUGUGUUUAAUCACAGUAAAAAAGGAGGAGACUAAGAUGUAUCGCCAAAAUGUUCGAAAAGCGUUCAAACGCUCCUUCUGCAUUUCUGUAACAUUUUAUAGUACCUUUAGUACCUUUGGUACAGUAUUGCAGCGCGAUGCGUUUAUUUUAAUAAAAAUAAAAAAAUAUAUAAGAUAUAUA